AUCUGUUAGUUUAGCAAAUAUAAGGAACACAUGUUUGCAUUGAUACAAAUUACCAAUUGAGAACUCAACUGCCGAAAUAUAACGACCAAAAAACUGGAAAAACCAUUACUUCAAACCUUUCAUGACGCAAAUAUUUUCCAGUUGUUUCUUCAAAAGAUCUCUUGUAAUUUUUCAUGUAUAUUCUAUACGAUUAUCAUUCAUCAAUACAUUUUCUACUGGUGACUGGAAACAAGCAGCAAUCACCAAGAAGAAGACUUUUUCUCACAUUUUCCAAGAAUGUACUCAUCAAAGAGCUAUAAAUCCGGGCAAACAAGCACAUUCCCAGAUGAUAAUUUCUGGGUUCGAACCCACAAUCUUUGUUACCAAUUGUUUGAUUCAAAUGUAUGUAAAAUGCUCGCGGUUAGGGUAUGCACGCAAGGUGUUUGACCAAAUGCCUCAACGAGAUACAAUCUCUUGGAACUCCAUGAUUUUUGCGUAUUCUGGGGAAGGCAAUAUGGAAGUUGCGCAGCUUCUUUUUGAUUCAAUGCCAGAGAGGGAUGUAGUGUCAUGGAAUACCUUGAUUUCGAGUUAUUUGCAGAGUAGGAAUCAUCAUAAAUGUGUGGAGAUUUUCUUGCAGAUUGUUAAAGAAGGCGUGUGUUUUGAUCACACUACCUUAGCUGUGGUUCUGAAAUGUUGCUCAUUUUUGGAGGACUUUAUACUAGGUAUACAAAUUCACGGGCUUGCGGUGAAAUCGGGUUUGGAGAGUGAUAUGGUGACAGGAAGUGCUUUAGUUGAUAUGUAUGCAAAAUGCAAAUAUUUGGACGAGUCCUUGAGGUUCUUCUAUGCAAUGCCUGAAAAGAAUUGGGUUUGUUGGAGUGCAUUAAUCGCGGGUUUUGUGCAGAAUCAUCAGUUUACUAAUGGUUUGGAAUUGUUUAAGGAGAUGCAGAGUCAAGGAUUGGUUGUAAGCCAAUCAACUUAUGCUAGUGUCUUUAGGUCAUGUGCAGGGCUAUCUGCACUUAGUUUAGGCCAUCAACUGCAUGCUCAUGCUUUGAAGACUAACUUUGGUACUGACAUCAUCGUCGCAACUGCUACUUUAGAUAUGUAUGCGAAAAGUAAGAGUUUAGUAGAUUCUAGGAAGGUAUUUAACUCUAUGCCCAAACAUAGUGUGCAAUCCUAUAAUGCCAUGCUAGUUGGUUACGUGCAAAGUAAUCAAGGUCCUGAAGCAUUAAAGUUGUUUGUAAAUCUGAUAAAAUCUGACCUUGGCUUUGAUGAAGUUACUCUGUCAGGUGCUUUUAGUGCCUGUGCUGUGGCUAAACAAUUAUCAACAGGUUGUCAACUGCAUGGUCUGGUUAUGAAGAGCAAAUUUCAGUCUAAUGUUUGUGUAACAAAUGCAAUUUUGGACAUGUACGGAAAAUGUGGAGAUAUUUUAGGAGCAAAAGGUGUUUUUGAUGAGAUGAUUAGAAGGGAUGCUGUGUCUUGGAAUGCGAUAAUUGCAGCUUGUGAGCAAAAUGGUCUGGAAGAGGGAACUCUACGCCUGUUUGUUGAAAUGCUGGCUUGUGGGAUGGAACCUGACGAAUUUACUUAUGGCAGUGUUUUGAAAGCUACAGCUGGAAAGCAUUUUGCAAAAUAUGGCAUGGAGCUUCAUACCCGAGUUAUCAAAUCUGGAAUGGGCUUUCACCCUUUUGUGGGAAGUACUUUGGUGGAUAUGUACUGCAAGUAUGGAUUGAUUGAUGAGGCUAUGAAGCUUCGUGACCGACUAGGAAAACAAAACAUUGUUUCAUGGAAUGCAAUUAUUUCAGGCUGUUUACAGCAAAAUAUGGAAGAUGAAGCCCUGCGAAUUUUUUCUUUGAUGUUGGGAACGGGCAUUGAACCUGAUAAUUUUACUUAUGCAACAGUUCUAGAUACCUGUGCUAACCUGGCAACCGUGGGACUUGGGAAGCAAAUCCAUGCUCAAAUCAUUAAGCAUGAACUGCAAGCCGAUGUAUAUAUUGUAAGCACUCUCGUCGACAUGUAUUCAAAAUGUGGCAAUAUGCAAGACUCUCAGCUCAUGUUUGAAAGGGCUUUAGAGCGGGAUUUUGUGACAUGGAACGCAAUGAUAUGUGGUUAUGCUUAUCAUGGUUUUGCGGAAGAGGCUCUCCAAGUCUUUGAAGAUAUGAAGAGAGAGAAAGUAAAGCCAAACCAUGCAACUUUUAUUGCAGUUCUCCGAGCUUGUGGUCAUAUGGGGCUAGUUGAAAAUGGCUGGGAUUACUUUUGCUCAAUGCAAAGCUAUGGAUUGGAUCCUCAACUGGAUCAUUAUUCGUGCAUGGUAGAUAUGCUGGGGAAGUCGGGGCAGGUUGGAAAAGCUUUACAGCUUAUUGAAGAUAUGCCAUUUGAGGCUGAUGACGUUAUUUGGAGAACCUUGUUGAGCGUCUGCAAGAUGUUUGGAAAUGUAGAGAUUGCAGAAAAGGCUGCAAAUUCCAUCCUUCAACUAGAUCCCGAGGAUUCCUCAGUCUAUAUUCUCCUUGCAAAUGUAUAUGCUGAUGCAGGUAUGUGGGAUGAGGUUUCUUUGAUGAGGAAGACCAUGAGGAAAAAUAAGGUUAAAAAGGAGCCAGGUUGUAGUUGGAUAGAGGUGACAGGAGAUGUCCACACAUUCUUGGCUAAUGAAAAGGCUCAUCCUAGCCGUGAAGCAAUAAUGGAAGAACUUAAUUUGCUUUACAAUGAGAUGAGAGAGCUUGAAUAUUUACCUGAGAGAGACUUUUCUCUGAAUGUUGAAAUUGGAUGAACAGAAUCGACGGAAUUUGCAGGACUGCAGAGAGUAGGCAAUGAUGGGGGAAUAUAUUUGAGCCACUGGAUGACUGCUUAGUUGACUUGAUUCUAUGGAAUAUUGAUGCAAGGUGAAUUAUGAAUAUAAUUAAACGAAGAGUAGAUGGAAUUGAAAGCAAGGUGUAUUAAAAGGGUUCAGGAACCUAAUAUGCUAUGCCACAGAACAUGAUGUAUUUUCAGGGAACUGUGCGAUACUCUGUAAGCUCUGGUUUGGGAUGAUUUCACAAUCUGUCAUAUGCCCCAAAGGAUAAAGUUGAUGGAUCAUUGUUAUUACCAGUUGGCAGAAUAUGAGUGAUCCAGAAAUUAUAGCAGAGCUACUCAUGCAGGUAUAUGCAGUAAUGCAGACCAUUCAAGUCAACUAUCUUUUGACGAGUCUCUAACAAGAUGUCGAGAAAGCAAUGUUCCUGUUUGUCUCGUGUAUGUGAAAGAGGAUCCAUGGGUGAAGCCCAUCAGGGGCCAACAGGUGAAGAAGCAACUUGCAGAAGCCCCAUAACUAUUAAAUUAGCCCGGCAGGUCAUUUCCCUCAUGAUGAAGUUCUCGAGGUGGUGAAGUUGAACUAUUUACUGCACUGUUGGAUCAAAAGUGUAGAAUCGAAGGCUCAGGCACACUGCCUCUGCAGCUCUGCUUGAUGAUCCAGAGGUUGUCCAAUAUGAUCUCACUAAGGACUUGGAGUUUAUCAGGGAAGGAUCUAAAAAGUUGGUAAGAGUAUGCUUCCUUGGCUCACAUUAUUCGCUUGGGAAGCUAAUACAAUCUCAGAUCAAAGAUAGGUUAAGGAACUUAAGAUUGAAACCUCGAUGAUGAAGCCAUGUAUGUGAUUUAAUUGCGACUUCUUGUAGAUACGUAAAUUUGCCUUAUUCUUGUAAUUGAACAAACAGGGUGUAUUACUGAUUAGUAAUUGAUGCUUGUGAAAUUAAUACGUUUAUGUACAGAUGAUUCUUAGUGUAAGGGAGAUCAAGGAAGAGUAUA
Molecule: messenger RNA, 3747 nt
Organism: Chenopodium quinoa (quinoa)
Lineage: Eukaryota; Viridiplantae; Streptophyta; Magnoliopsida; Caryophyllales; Amaranthaceae
Product: pentatricopeptide repeat-containing protein At3g02330, mitochondrial-like
Exons: 4
Coding region: 122-2740 (872 amino acids)
Biological process (GO): RNA modification
Molecular function (GO): protein binding; RNA binding
Source: RefSeq, a predicted model, not a curated record